AUGUUUACAGUGCCUCCCACAGCCCAGAGCCUUCUGAGCGGUCUAUUUCCAAACUGCACAUACAGCCCCAGCUACACCCUCAAAGGCAGCACCAUAGGACGCUACCAAGGACUCAGAUACGUUCACUUGUCCUACGUUUAUCCGAAUGACCACACCCGGCUCACUCACAUGGAAGGCACCUGCUACUACAGCAUGAAACUGUAA
Messenger RNA from Knipowitschia caucasica, 204 nucleotides. The record is from the annotation of a GenBank genome assembly. Lineage: Eukaryota; Metazoa; Chordata; Actinopteri; Gobiiformes; Gobiidae.